Messenger RNA from Bipolaris oryzae ATCC 44560, 150 nucleotides. RefSeq lists its product as uncharacterized. NCBI's taxonomy places the organism in Eukaryota, Fungi, Ascomycota, Dothideomycetes, Pleosporales, Pleosporaceae. The transcript has a single exon. The annotation marks the transcript as partial. The record is from RefSeq and is a predicted model, not a curated record.
UGGGACUGUUUAUGGGCAGCAACUCACUACUUGGCUUACGUCCUUGAUAUUGCAGCAAUAAUUUAUUUUGAGAUUUGUCAGUGGUGCGAAUUUCUGCAGCGAUUUGAUGGUAGUACAACUUGUGGUUCUGUGGGUAGUGAUUCGAAUUGA